Trypanosoma rangeli is the source of this 4923-nucleotide messenger RNA. RefSeq lists its product as uncharacterized. Bases 1 to 4923 code for a protein of 1640 amino acids. The transcript has a single exon. The record is from RefSeq and is a predicted model, not a curated record. NCBI's taxonomy places the organism in Eukaryota, Euglenozoa, Kinetoplastea, Trypanosomatida, Trypanosomatidae.
AUGCUUUUCAUGCUUGGCCGGCGCGCCCUCUCAAGGGUUGCACCCGCGGCGCGUGUCGCCUGCAACAGCGGCGUCCGCCUGCUGAGCUAUUCAGCACUGCAGCUGGCACCCAAGAGACGAGCAACGGCGGCAGCACGGGGAGCGGCUGCUGCAUCGGUGGCAGCGGAGGUGACUGAUGUCUUGCCGCGACGCCGGCAACGAAAAGCCAAAGAGGAAAGCCUUGACAACGAAAGCGUAAAACCGCGAGGGUCUCGGGCCUCCUCUUUGCCCCCCGCAAAAAAGAAGCUGAAGGAGGCGCGACCUGUAGUCGAGGCAGUAAAACGACCCACCCCCAUUUCACGCGAUGAAAAGGGUGAGACUGCCAACGCAAACUUCACCAUUGACGUCCUUCGUGUUGUGGAGGAGUGGGGGGCGGUGUGUGCAAAUGUGCAUUUGGAGGACAUGGAGAAUGGGGAGACACAAGGCGAAACUAAGAAUGCCGCGCCUUCCGCCCCUGUGGCGGCCAACAAAAAAGGAAGAGCCCAACUUGGUGCCGCUGCUCUUGCUGCACUCCUCGCUCGGGCUGCAAAGAUGCCAGAGGAAUACCCAACACUUUACGGCGUGCUGCAGGUUUACCAACAGAAGUCCCCCUCUAGAAAUGGUGUGGUCGUUCUCAACGCAGUGGAGCUUGUGCGUAGCGUGGAUCAACUCUCAACCCUCGUGGCUUUCCUGCGAGUGUAUCGUACAAGUGCUUUCAGCAGUACUCCGGUAUACGAGGCAGUUAUGGAGGAUCUUGUGCAAGCCGCGACGCUGCUUUGGCAUGAAAAGUCAAAUACCACCAUAAAAGGCGAGCGAAAUGAGACUGUUAUGCGGACCACACUGAUGUGGCUUUCCUUAGAACUCCGGAGGAAUUAUUUUGAGGUUAGUACCAAAGCAGCAAGGACGACAGAUCAACCCAAAGGAGGUACGAAAAAGGGAGGAGAGAAAAAAGGUGGCUCCCUUGAACACAGGGAAUGGUUAGAGGAGACCACCCGACGAUUACUUGCAGAAGUUACCGUCUCCGCCGCCGCCGACAUAGCCCGAGAAGCAACUGGUCGUGAUCUACGAACACUAACUGAGGGUGUGGUGAAUAUGUCCCUUGUGCUUCUUACUUCUGCAAUGGCAAGUGAAGUAGAAAUGUACGCUGCACACGCGGAAGCAUGGGAACGGGGAACUUCCCAAUUGCAGAAGUCUAUCGACGUUUACCUUAAUCGCAACUCAUCCGAGGAAACGUUGAAGCGUAGCAUGGAGCAGGUGCAAGAGCACGGGUUUGACUUGCUAGAUGCUCUUUGCUUUUUGGCAAUGGUGGACACCGCCCUUUCUCCACUAUUACGAGAACGCUUGAAAGGCAAUGCAGCUGACUGCUUUCUAAAACUGUGUUGUGCUGUGGAGGCACGGCCGGCCGUAUUUACGGAGGUCCUUUGCACCCCAGAAAUGGCACAACGUGUGCGGGCAUUACCUUCAAAAGAUCUUGGCGAGGCUGUUCAGGCAGCUAUCUUCACAGGUGCGGCACUCUUUUGUGAGCGCGCCGAUGACGCUGCGGUGGAGCAGAUGCUUCACAACAUGCGGGUGGUAAAAAUCUCGUCUCUUAGGCACGAAGGGGAUGUCUGCGUUGAUGCCGAGGAAAAAGAAGAAAACGAAACGGAGGAGCCGUCUCCACAAUCGAGGCGUGCGAAUAUCGCAUACGGGCUCUUUUCCGCUGGGUUUGACCCCGAGGCGGUGCUGAGUAGUGGGCUGUGCGUUGGACAUAGUGCGAUGGAGAUGCUUGAGCUGCUACAUGCUGCUGCUUUUUUCUCACGAUCGUUUGCUCUUUCCCCGCUGCCCACUCGGCUCUCCUUGCAGCUCACAGCGGAGAGCACAGCUCUGAUCGAGGCGCGUAUUCGGGCAGAGAAUCGUGCAGGGGUGGCACCAACAGAUUGCGUUGAGGGGCUGAAGCCCCUUGCAGACUUACUGGAAAAGUUCACCCGUGUGAAGUACAAGGAGGGUGGGGAAGGUGAUGCCAUUGUACCCCUUGGAACUGUUUUUUAUUUGGCUCUUGAAACCGCCGUAGAGCUCCUUGUGCGUGGAGAGGAAAAGAAGCUCAGUUUGCAGCUCCCACGGCUGCUUGCAUUAUUGGAGUGGGAGGGCUCGUACCAUUACCUUGUUGACGGGCUGUUGUUUUUAAUUGAUGGAUUUGUUGGGCGUUUCCGCAUCGCAGGACGACGCCAACACGAGCGGGCAGAACAAAAGUGGGGCAGCACGUCUAUGGAGGUUGAACGCUCCUUGUCGGAGGUGACGGCGCUUUUUGUUCCACGUGUUGUAGAGGCGGUUCAGAGACAAUUGGCGAAAACAAAACGUGCCAGCGUGAUGAGUGAUGCAGAGCAAAAGGAGGCGGCACAGUUGCUGCAGGAAAUUUUACGCUUUACCGUCUAUGUGGCUGCAUGCGGCAUGAAUGGGGCGACAGCGAAGCAACUCGUUGGACUGCAUACCAUGGUUGUCAAGGGACUCACCUCUGGCGCUUCCGACGCCAGCCUUGCAUCGUUAUCGGAGACGGUCAUACGGAUGAAUAUUCUUGUCUCGCAUGUGGCGGCGAAGCAACGGGAAUUUGGCGUCGCACGUCACCCUGGAUCACCUGGACUGCGGCACUGCAGUAUUUUUCUCAACGACGUCGUUGCUGCCCACUUAAAGCCGAUUGCGGCGGUUAUUCGCCGCGGUGGCAAUAUUGUGGUGGCUCAAGGGCGUUAUCAGGUGCUUUCCAUUGUGAGUCUUCUCUUCCGACUCGUGUCUGAGUAUGCAGUGGAGGCAGAGCCAACGGAGCUAAGAGCGUUUCGCACGGACGUGUUGGACCCCACACUGACGCGUGUUCUGCAGCAGCAAAACAGUGAGAAUGUGGAGUGCAACGAAACGCUUGAUCUCGACGCCCUAAGUGAGAUUACGGUUGUGAUGUGCGUGCCCCAUACGAUUCAUCACCUUUCCCGCCAACUGUUGGAUCAACUCGCCGCCGCAGUGACAGUGGCAGCGCCGAGGCAGUUUAAAUUGGCCCGUACAGAGGACCAGCGACGGUACGCAAGCAGAACAGCCGCGCGAUUGCUCGUUUCUGCCGCUGCGGUUUGCCAGCUCCGACAGGACGAGCUGACAGCACGGUACCUCUCCGUCGUGCAAGCGUUAGGGCCGUUGCUCCUUUCAGCGGAGAUUUCAGCCGUGUUGUGGUCUUUCGUGACAUUUCAUGUACCGUCAGACAGCGAUGCGGUUGCUGAACUCCGAAAUCGUCUAGCGGCAGAGGCGGGGGCGGCGAAUUCACUAUUGUCUGUGCCGGAGACAAUUUCAUCGCUGCAAGUGCUUUGCGAACUGGAAGACACCAUUAGGUUUGCUUAUCCAGCAAUCCUGCGGCGCAUUAUUUACUCUCAACAUCCGUUAACACCAGGGGAAGUUGGCAUUCUUGUACGCAUUGCUACAAGGCUGCAACAACUACGCGGCACUCUCCCUGAGGAUGACCUAAAGUUUCUUCAAGAACUUCCGAUCUCCCUUGCGGAAGUCGUGUUGCGAGUUCGUCAGCAGUGCUCGGCGUCGGAUCUACCACUUGUGUUGCAGGGGUUCGCUCAGUUGGAUGCGGAGCGUUACGGUGAUCUAAAAGACCGGGUUAUGAAGGCGUACAUCCUUCGUACCAUUCAGCUCCGCCCACUGCUGGGGCCCAAGGAGGUCGUUGAAUGCCUGGAGAGUUAUGCCGCGGCGCGGGUGAGUCAUCAAUAUCUGUUUGGUGUGCUCCUGGCACGCGUGGCAGACGUGAAGUUAAAGUUUUCAUUGCCUCUUGUAGUGCGUCUCGUUCGGUGCGGGGUGAACGCGUCGUGUGACAAUACCGUUCGAGCAGCGUGCCUCACGGCCGCGCGGCCGGUAUUUCUUGCACUUGUCCGUCACAUACUGCAAAGUGAUCCCGCUUCGCUUCCCGCUGUCGCAAGCAACGCCGUGGUUGUGUUGCAAUGCCUUACCGAAGCCUUUCCUAACGACCCCACUAGCGAUCUUCUGCUGCAGAACAUGGCGGCACACCACACAGCCCUCUCACUCUCUACAAUGAUGGCCGUGCUCGAACUGAUCGCGAGGAGGAGCUCGACCGAGUACAACAUUUUGAGGUGCAUGACAGAGCACGCCACCGCCGCACUUUUUCCACAGACCUCCCCCAAGGCAUUUGCAGAACUGACGCGGCUAUUUUUACGGUGUGGCGUGCGUUCUCGCAUUCUGUUUGAAGCUGUGUCGCAGCGUUUUAAGGAAAUUAGCAACAAAUGCGAUGCCGAUGUUUUGGCAACUCUUGCUGAGGCCCUUGCCGUCGCCCACGUUGACCUGGAACCGGAUGUCAUCUCAACGUUUCUUGAGCGCGUCGUGGCUCUUUCCGAAGGAAAGGAGCUACACUUUCAGUUGCACCAUUGUAUCGGCAUUUUAAAGCUGCUUUCGUAUCUGGAGACAAAAGAGGUGGCGCACGCCACUGCCCUUCUUCUUUUGUGUGCCAGAAAAGCGAUGGAGGCGAAUGAGGCGCCCCACGAUGGCGCAACGCUGCAAGAAGCCCAAAACAUUAAUAUUCUUUUAUCAGCCUGUCUUCGGGCAAACCCCUCGCGGCACCGAGCGCUUGCAAAGCAGUGCGCAGACGCGUUGCUGUGGAUCUUUGAGGCGGAGCGCCCUGGGAACGAAAAGAACUGCGGGAGCUGCCAGCUCGACCUCAUGCUCGUCGUCGAAUUGGCCAACCACAUGGUGCGGUUGGGGCUGGGAAGCCACCCUGCAGUUCCGCAUCUCUUCAACACCCUCUACGAGAAACGGAGCGCACUCAUGCGACGCCGUCUUUUGCUACAAACAGCCACCGAGACCAUCCAGGCAGCAGGGGAAAGCGCGCAUCAACAACUCUACGAUCUUCUUGUGCAGGGCAGACUUGUGGCCUAA